UGUGCAAUACACCCUUAUAAAAAGGUAACAGAGGACUGCAAAAGUUAGACUUGGGGACCCUCGUCCAGACGAACAGCAGCAGUUUCGAGUUUCAGAGUCGGACCACCUGAAAGAUGCUUCUGUUCCUAGCAUUCUGUGCUCUCGUUCUUGGAACAUCUCUGGCCGUUCCGCAGCAGCAGCAGAAAGAAGAAUGUUGCCAUGCAGAGCUGCAGAGCUUGAUCGAACGGCAAGAUUAUUUGACUAAACAGAUGAAAAGCCUCGAAACUGCCUUUUAUACCGUCCACCACGCCCGCUCUUUUGGAAGUGGCAGUGAAAGUUUAUUUGUGACCAACGGACACGAAGGCAACUUUGAUACCGCAAACAGCACCUGCGCCCAAGCAAAAGGCUUUAUACCUUCUCCUGCAAAUGAGGCCGAGAAUAAUGCCCUGAUGAAAACGCUGCAGAGGCACAACAAAGAGGCUUACCUGAGCCACGUUUCUGCCGGGUACUCAAACUGGGCACCCGGGGAGCCGAGCAGUGCUAAAGGCGCUGAGUCCUGUGUGAAAAUUGAUGAUGAUGAUGGCAAGUGGAGGACCACAUCUUGUGAGGAGCAGCUCUUGAUUACCUGUGAAUUUUCUUUUGUUUAACUCAUCUGUGUUGAGUGUCACAGUAGCGGGGUGUAGUGAGAGGGUUUUUCUUGGCACCAAGAAGGCCUAGUUUUAAUCUCCACUCUGUAACAAGGCUCACUGGAUGAUUCUCAGCCUCACCAAUCCAACAGGGUUGAUGUGAGGAUAAAGGGGCCUUCGUGUAUGCUGAUACUGGCUUCUUGGAAGGGAAGGUUGGAUAAAUAUGUGAUCAAUAAAUGCAUCAUUUGAAUUUC
Messenger RNA from Gekko japonicus, 859 nucleotides. RefSeq names its product PLIalpha-like protein. The transcript has 4 exons. The record is from RefSeq and is a predicted model, not a curated record. Bases 114 to 626 code for a protein of 170 amino acids. Lineage: Eukaryota; Metazoa; Chordata; Lepidosauria; Squamata; Gekkonidae.